ACGGACAAGGGGGACCAGUAAUUAUGCUUCGUCUACCAAGCUUAAAAGUGUUCACAGAGACGGCAGCUAGACAUAAAUUCAACAACAGUUCAAGAUAUCAGUCGAAAAAACCGGAGACCUACUACGAUGUGCUAAAUGUUCACCACGAUUGCAACAAGCGAGACAUACGUAAUGCCUAUCUCAAACUAUCUAAACAGUUUCAUCCCGACGUUAAGAGUAACGCGGCAAGUGUGGAGAAGACAGCACGUUUUGUGAAAAUCACAGAGGCUUAUCAAACAUUGGUGAAGGCCUCAUCUCGAAAAGAUUAUGACGAAAGUUUAAUUUGGAAUUCAGGCGCAAUGCGUGAAACAAUUCAGCCCUGGGAUGUUAAGCCCAAUUAUAGCGCAAAUCCUGGUCCAUAUUACGGUAUCAAGGGCUUAGAACGUGUCUCCAAUUGGCAGGUAGCCUUAUUUCUUAUCUCUCUUGGCGUAAUAGGUGCAAUCUUUGGCUUCAGCUCAGUGCGACAUUCAUUCGAGCUGAACCGUCAAUUCCAGGACGAAGUCUCAGCUGAGGCCAAUUCUCAUCAUGCCGCCGUAGUUGCCGAUGCACAAAAGUACGGCAAUGAGGAGCAAAUGCGACGUAUGAUCGAGCGUCUGGCCAGAGAUCCGAUUGCCGCAGCUGCAGCCAAAUAAAAUCAUUUUUAACAUAUGUAAAUAGACUAAAUUUGUUGUAAAUAGAUUAGCAAACAGCAUGUGAUAAUACCGGUCUAAACACGUUUUUGUUGUGAAAUUAAGGAAGCGGCGGAAGAAGGAUUAC
Molecule: messenger RNA, 795 nt
Organism: Drosophila hydei
Lineage: Eukaryota; Metazoa; Arthropoda; Insecta; Diptera; Drosophilidae
Product: dnaJ-like protein 60
Exons: 4
Coding region: 24-671 (215 amino acids)
Source: RefSeq, a predicted model, not a curated record